Messenger RNA from Scaptodrosophila lebanonensis, 3559 nucleotides. RefSeq names its product sushi, von Willebrand factor type A, EGF and pentraxin domain-containing protein 1 (gene fw). The transcript is spliced from 14 exons. The coding region runs from base 68 to 3553 and encodes 1161 amino acids. Lineage: Eukaryota; Metazoa; Arthropoda; Insecta; Diptera; Drosophilidae. The record is from RefSeq and is a predicted model, not a curated record.
UGUUGGUUGGUUAUGUUACAUCUGUAAAGGCGCGCGCGAGCGAAGCAACAAUAACAAAAGGCAAACAAUGUUUUGCUUAAAGUUAUUGUUAAAAGCAUCUGGGCUGGUAUACUAUAUUUCGGAAAAGGCCAACACCAUGUCUUCUUUCCCAAGCCAGAUGCCCUUCAUAGUGCUGCCACUGAUGAUGCUGUUUGCGGCCGGAAAUUGCCAAAUUUGCGGUCCCCCAGCGGUUCCCCUCAAUGCCAAAGUGCGAACUGUGACCGGCGAAGUUGGAAUUACAGAAGCUAUAUACGAAUGCGAUGCUGGCUAUGAGCUUUUCGGCUCCCCAUCCGUAAAAUGUGAUGCGCACAAGGGCUGGGAACGGGAGCUGCCCUUCUGCGGUGUGAACGUCGCCUACCGGAAGCCCGUCAAUCAGAGCUCCUAUACACGGAGUGGUCCAGCUAGUUAUGCCAACGAUGGCAAGCCAGGAAAUAAGAAUCCCGAUGGGCAGGAGUGCUCAGAAACACAAAAGGAGCCAUCGCCUUGGUGGCGUGUGGAUCUCUUGGCCCCGCAGGCCGUGCACGUGGUCCGCAUCACCACUCGGGGCUGCUGUGGUCAUCAGCCAUUGCAAGAUUUGGAAAUACGUGUGGGCAAUAGUAGUGUGGAUCUGCAGCGAAAUCCGCUUUGUGCCUGGUAUCCAGGCACACUUGAUGAGGGUAUUGUGAAAACAUUUACCUGUGCCCGCCCACUAAUUGGUCAAUAUGUGGCCAUACAACUAGUGGGUGUGGAGGGCAGUCUGAGUCUCUGCGAGGUGGAAACGUUUACCAACGACGAGUUCUCUGUGGAUCGCUGUCUGAGCCCGAAACUCGGUGUGGACACAGUGGUGACAACAUUCUCGAAAACGUGCUACGACUUUCAUAUUACCAAAGGGGAAAGCUUUGAAAAAGCGCAAAGCAUUUGUCAGCAAACAGGCGGUGACCUGGUACACGAUUUUCGUGGGCCCACCAGCCAGUACAUAUUAUCGGAACUGGAACGACGUAAGUCCGAGCUGAAGCCGCAGCUUGUUUGGAUUGGCGCUCAAAAGGAGCCUGGCAUCACAUCCCGAACCUGGAAGUGGGUGAACGGUGAAGUCGUACAGAAGCCCGCCUGGGGCAAGGAUCAGCCCAAUAACUAUAAUGGCGAACAGAACUGUGUGGUAUUGGAUGGGGGUCGCAACUGGCUGUGGAACGAUGUUGGCUGCAACUUGGACUAUUUACAUUUCAUCUGUCAGCACACUCCGCAAUCCUGUGGCUCGCCCGAUGCCAAGCAAAACACCACCGUGCUGGGAAAAAAGUUCAGUCUGGGCGAGCAUAUUCAAUAUAAUUGCCCCAAAGGCCAUUCACUGCUUGGCGAUGCGGAUCGCGUCUGCCGAACCGAUGGUACAUGGAGCGGUUCGGCACCAACUUGUAAAUACGUGGACUGCGGCGACUUGCCUGAACUGAAGUUUGGCUCCAUACAUCUGUCCGAGGAGAGGACUAGCUUUGGUGUGGUGGCCACAUAUAGCUGCCACGAGAACUACACGCUCAUCGGCAAUGAGAAUCGAACAUGUCUGGUCGAGGGUUGGAGUGGCAAGCAGCCGGAAUGUCUGGUGGACUGGUGUCCAGAUCCGCAGCGCAUUACCGGCGGAAAUGUCAAGUUCAGCGAUAAACGUGCUGGCUCUACGGCCGUGUACGUGUGUGAUCCGGGCUAUGUGUUGGUGGGCGAAGCGGUCAUUUCUUGUGGUCUGGGUGGCGAGUGGUCGAGCAAAACGCCAUCUUGCAGAUUUGUGGAUUGUGGUGCGCCUGCGCGACCCGAUCGUGGCGUAGCCAUAUUGCUGAAUGGCACCACCACCGUGGACUCGGUGGUUAAAUAUGAGUGUGAUGAGGAUCACUGGUUGGAGGGACCUUCGGAGCUGUAUUGCACGAGGGAUGGCAAAUGGUCGGGAGAGGCGCCCGUUUGUGAGCUUGUCACCUGUGAUACUCCCCAGGUGCCUGCUGGUGCGUUUGUCAUCGGCUAUGAUUACAAUGUACAUUCAAAAAUACAAUAUAACUGUGAUCCGGGACAUAUAAUGCACGGCAACCCCACCCUGGAAUGUCUGGAUAAUGGGGAAUGGAGCUCCGAUGCGCCCGACUGCGAGUAUAUCGACUGUGGUCCCAUACUGCCCAUACCCUAUGGCAGCCACAAGUACGUGACCAACACCACCUAUGUGGGCUCGGAGGUCAUCUUCAGUUGCACCCAGUCCCACAAACUGAGCGGCGUACUCAAGCGCCAUUGUCUCGAAACGGGUAUUUGGAGCGAUGCCUCGCCAAAAUGUGAAGAAAUUCGCUGUUCCGAACCAAAACUGGCGUCGCACAGCUUACUCUCUGUGACCGGCAAUGAUCGCAUGUACGGACGCACACUUAUACGCACGGCGGAGUCCCUUCAGAAUACGGCACAAACAUACAAAAUUGGUGCCCUCGCCAAAUAUCGUUGCGAGCGUGGCUACAAAAUGGUCGGCGAGGCCUUGGCCACCUGCACGGACAAUGGACAAUGGAGCGGCAUCAUUCCGGAAUGUGUCUAUGUGGAAUGUGGGGCGCCCGAGAACAUAACCAAUGGCAAGGUAACCCUGGCCACCAAUGCCACGUAUUACGGGGCCGCUGUUCUGUACGAAUGUAAUCCCAAUUACAAAUUGAAUGGCGUCUCGCGGCGCUUGUGCACAGAGCACGGCAAUUGGAGUCACGAGGCGCCGGCAUGUGUGGAGGUUGUUUGCGAUGUUCCCAAUCUAAGCGAGAAUCUGAUUGUGGAGGCGGGGGCACGUGCUGUUGGGUCAGUGGCUACCUUCAAGUGCCUCAAGGGGCGCACUAUGAUUGGCAAUGAUACGCGAGUUUGUCAGAAAAAUGGCAAAUGGGCCGGAAAAAAUCCGACAUGUAAACCUGUUGAUUGUGGUCGCCCGCCCUCGAUCGAGAACGGACGGGUCAUAGUUGUGAAUGAAUCAACGCUGUACGGAGGCUCGGCGGAGUACCAUUGCAUUCCCAAUUAUAAUCGUAUUGGCCAAUAUUUGCGAAAGUGCACAGAGGAUGCCACAUGGAGUGGCGAACAGCCACGCUGUGAACUGGCCACAGUCGAGGGUCAAGAGAGCUCUGAGCUGGGAACUGGCGUGGCCAUAGGAGCAACGAUUAUAAUAGCGUUGCUUGUCGUAUUUGGUCUAAUUUUCCUAUAUCGGAAUAAAGCUAGACCAGUGAAGAAUACGGAGAAUGUACAGGCUGCCGAAACAAAGGAUGAACGCAACGCGGCGGUCAUGUCUUAUUCCACCUUGGAGGCGAACAAUCGCAUGCAUAUGGAUAAUAAUCCAUCAGCCACAUUUAAUACGUUUCAUGGAGCCCCUCGGAGGGGUGCAGACAACAAUGGGUCCAGUGAAACGGGCAGAGGAAACAAUCGAUCGGAGAACAUUUACGAUCAAAUACCAAAUGAACAGCUCUAUGAUGCUCCCUACGAGAUGCGCAGCAACGACGAAGUCUACGAGCCCGAGCCCAUGGCCAGUAAUGUCAUUACGAUUAAUGGUAUAUCUGUGCGAUAAAAAAAC